CUUUUCCAUUUCAUCUUCUUCUUAAAACAAUAAGCAAACAAAAACCCAAUAACAAUAUAUAUCAUAUCAAUCAAUAUGUGCGCAGUUGCACCCUCCACAACCCCCAUGACUCCUGUUUUCUCAUCUCCAAAGCUCCCUUCACUUCUUUGCAAAUCCUCCUCCUCUUCCUCUUCCUCUUCCUCUUCCCCUAGAUCCUUAUCCGCUCCAAUCAACCUUCAUGUUUCUGCAUCCCCUUCCCCCUCCUCCUCCUCUGUUUCCCAUCUUGAUACCCUUUUGAAGAGGAAGAGGCCCUCCAGAAUCCACUUGCCGCAGAGUAUGCCCUCCAUUGGAUUUGGAAUAUUCGACACGCCGGAAAUUAUGGAGGAGGAAGGAGAAGGAUAUUCCGUUUUUUCUAAAAGAGGAAGAAGACGAAUCAGUGCUAUGGAGGAUCGAUUCUCAGUUACCCUCGGGAUUCAAGCAGAUUCUCGACAGGCUUUCUUCGGAGUUUUCGACGGACACGGGGGAGCGAAAGUAGCGGAAAUCGCAGCGAAGCGAUUGAGUGAAAACGUAAUCGAUCAAGUAUGGAGAAGAACAGAAUCGGAAGUCGAGGAAGCGAUCAAAGACGGCUAUCUAAGGACGGAUCGGGAAGUAUCAGAGGAAGGCGUGAGCGGCGGCGGCGCUUGUUGCGUCACUGCAUUGAUACGGAACGGGAAUCUGGCGGUGUCGAACGUCGGCGAUUGUCGCGCGGUGUUGAGUCGAAAGGGAAGAGCGGAAGCCCUAACCUCGGAUCACAUGGCGGGAAGAGAAGACGAGAGAAACCGGAUCGAGAAAUCGGGCGGUUAUGUGGAUUUUUGCGGUGGCGGAUGGAGAGUUCAAGGAACAUUAGCCGUAUCAAGAGCCAUCGGAGAUGAGCAUCUGAAACAGUGGGUGAUUUCGGAGCCGGAGACGAGAGUGAUGAAAAUUGAAGAUGAUUGUCAUUUCUUGAUUCUUGCUUCCGAUGGUCUUUGGGACAAGGUUACAAAUCAAGAAGCAGUAGACAUGGUAGAAGCAGUUUGUGGCGUAGAGAUAGCGAAGAAGAAACCAAUUAAUCCAAAAUUGAUAAUGUCAGCAUGCAAACAGUUGGUGACAUUGUCAACAUCAAGAGGCUCACUCGACGAUACCACUGUUAUGAUCAUUAAAUUAAAUUAAGCCCUUUUCAUUAAUUAAUUAACCCCUAAUUUUAAUCUAAUUAAUCACUAUGACUAAGAUUAGUUAAGGAUUUCCUUUUUAGAAACCCCACUUGCUGAAGAACCGGUAAAAAAAAUAAGGCCGGUCCGGUUAGGCAACUUUGAUAUAUAUAUUUUUUUCUUGACAUUUUCCUUUCCUAACUGUCAAAAUCUUCCAACUGACCAAUUGGAGAUUUGUGGUUAAAGUUUUUUGGUUAAUUUCCAUAGAGUUUUCAUUUUAUUUUGUUAUUUUGUUAUUUAGGGUGAGACUCACUCUUUUAAGUUGUAGAUUAUAUUUCAUUAAUAAGUGGAUGAUUACUUUUAUCCACUUCUUUUUCCUACUUGAUUGUAGAAAUUACAAAUAAAUUUUAUCCUAAAGUAAGUAAGAACUUUUCUUAUGA
Cucumis sativus (cucumber) is the source of this 1585-nucleotide messenger RNA. Its product is annotated as probable protein phosphatase 2C 2. Lineage: Eukaryota; Viridiplantae; Streptophyta; Magnoliopsida; Cucurbitales; Cucurbitaceae. Gene Ontology annotation, biological process: protein dephosphorylation. The transcript is spliced from 4 exons. The record is from RefSeq and is a predicted model, not a curated record. The coding region runs from base 76 to 1167 and encodes 363 amino acids. Gene Ontology annotation, molecular function: cation binding; protein serine/threonine phosphatase activity. Gene Ontology annotation, cellular component: nucleus; cytosol.